GCCCUUUUACUGCUCAUCCCUGACCCGCAUUCCUAAUCCCACUGGGAAACACCAAAACCUCCUCUAUUAAGUAUCGAGCCGAGCGACCUUACCCAUUCUGUUCUCGUGUUCUUUCCUGCAAAGUAUCUCCAUCUCCUCUAUCCGAUUCUUGAAUCUAGAUCGAAGAUGAGUAGCCAGGCCGAGUCAUCUGACUCUAAAAGUACCAAGAAGGAUUUCUCUACUGCGAUCUUGGAGAGGAAGAAGUCCCCUAACAGGCUCGUUGUCGAUGAGGCGGUCAAUGAUGAUAACUCUGUCGUUGCUCUGCACCCCGCCACCAUGGAGAAGCUCCAGCUCUUCCGCGGGGACACAAUUCUGAUAAAGGGAAAGAAAAGGAAAGAUACUGUGGUUAUUGCACUUGCUGAAGAAUCCUGUGAAGAGCCAAAGAUUAGGAUGAACAAAGUUGUACGUUCAAAUUUGAGGGUCCGACUUGGUGAUGUUGUAUCUGUACACCAGUGUCCUGAUGUUAAGUAUGGGAAGCGCGUGCACAUACUUCCUAUUGAUGAUACAAUUGAAGGGGUCACCGGAGAUCUCUUUGAGUCCUAUUUGAAACCUUACUUUUUGGAGGCAUAUCGACCAGUGAGGAUAUGCGAUCAUUUCCUUGUUAGAGGAGGGAUGAGAAGUGUGGAAUUCAAGAUUAUUGAAACCGAUCCCCGUGAAUAUUGUGUUGUUGCUCCAGACACUGAAAUCUUCUGUGAGGGUGAGCCGGUGAGGCGCGAGGAUGAGAACAGACUCGAUGAAGUUGGCUAUGAUGAUGUUGGUGGUGUGAGAAAACAAAUGGCUCAAAUUCGUGAAUUGGUGGAGUUGCCUUUGAGGCAUCCCCAACUUUUCAAAUCCAUUGGGGUUAAGCCACCCAAGGGCAUUUUGCUUUAUGGUCCUCCUGGUUCUGGAAAGACACUUAUAGCAAGAGCUGUUGCUAAUGAAACUGGUGCAUUCUUCUUCUGCAUCAAUGGUCCAGAAAUCAUGUCCAAAUUAGCUGGAGAGAGUGAAAGCAAUCUUAGGAAGGCAUUUGAAGAGGCUGAAAAGAAUGCUCCUUCCAUCAUAUUUAUUGAUGAGAUUGAUUCAAUUGCCCCAAAGAGGGAGAAAACACACGGUGAAGUUGAGAGAAGAAUUGUCUCACAACUUUUAACUCUGAUGGACGGACUGAAAUCACGUGCUCAUGUUAUAGUUAUGGGAGCUACAAAUCGUCCUAACAGUAUUGAUCCUGCUUUAAGGAGAUUUGGUCGGUUUGACAGGGAAAUAGACAUUGGUGUUCCAGAUGAAAUUGGACGCCUUGAAGUUCUUCGGAUUCAUACUAAGAACAUGAAGCUGGCUGAAGAUGUUGAUCUGGAGAAAAUCGCUAAAGACACUCAUGGCUAUGUUGGUGCUGAUCUUGCUGCUCUUUGCACCGAAGCUGCACUUCAAUGCAUUAGAGAAAAGAUGGAUGUCAUUGAUUUGGAGGAUGAAACCAUUGAUGCUGAGAUUUUGAACUCUAUGGCUGUUUCAAAUGAACACUUCCAAACUGCCCUUGGAACAAGCAAUCCUUCUGCUUUGCGUGAGACUGUUGUGGAAGUGCCCAAUGUCAGCUGGGAUGACAUUGGAGGUCUUGGAAAUGUUAAGAGAGAGCUUCAAGAGACUGUUCAAUAUCCUGUGGAACACCCCGAGAAAUUUGAGAAGUUUGGUAUGUCACCUUCAAAGGGUGUUCUUUUCUAUGGACCACCAGGGUGUGGAAAAACUCUGCUGGCCAAGGCUAUAGCAAAUGAGUGUCAAGCCAAUUUCAUCAGUGUGAAAGGCCCUGAACUACUCACCAUGUGGUUUGGAGAGAGUGAGGCCAAUGUUCGUGAAAUAUUUGACAAGGCUAGAGGUUCUGCACCUUGCGUUCUCUUCUUCGAUGAGCUUGACUCCAUCGCCACUCAGAGGGGAAGCAGUGUUGGAGAUGCAGGUGGUGCAGCCGAUCGGGUUCUUAACCAACUCCUGACAGAAAUGGAUGGCAUGACUGCAAAGAAGACCGUUUUCAUAAUUGGGGCUACAAACAGGCCUGAUAUAAUUGAUCCGGCACUUCUUCGCCCUGGUCGACUUGAUCAGUUGAUUUAUAUUCCUCUGCCUGACGAAGAUUCCAGACAUCAGAUAUUCAAGGCCUGCCUUAGAAAGUCUCCUGUUUCUAAGGAUGUUGAUUUGCGGGCUCUUGCAAAAUACACUCAAGGUUUUAGUGGUGCUGACAUUACAGAGAUCUGUCAGCGAGCCUGCAAAUAUGCCAUCAGGGAGAACAUUGAGAAAGAUAUAGAGAGGGAAAGAAGGAAGGGGGAGAAUCCAGACUCCAUGGACGAGGACGUGGAUGAUGAAGUUGCAGAGAUAAAGGCUGCACAUUUUGAGGAGUCGAUGAAGUAUGCUCGUCGGAGUGUCAGUGAUGCAGAUAUACGCAAAUACCAAGCGUUUGCUCAGACUUUGCAGCAGUCUAGGGGAUUUGGGGCUGAGUUCCGGUUCACAGAAUCAGCCGCGGGUGGGGCAGCAGCUGGAUCUGAUCCUUUUGCAAAUUCUGCUUCUGCACCUGAUGAAGACGACCUGUAUAGUUAAAUAUAUAAAUGUUCUUUCUUAUCUGUAUUUUGCGGGGUGGCCCAACUGUUUUUCAAGUUUGCAACAAUGGUGGUCUUUCUGUUAUUAUUGUCUAACUUAAGCGACUCUUUUAAAUCACCAGACUUCCAUACUGUUCUUCUGUUUCUAUGUGAACAAUUUCUGAAGACAUGGUUACAAGUUAUUAGAGUAUAUUACUGCAAUUAUUGUAAUUCCUGGUAUUGCAUGGGUUCUCGACUUCUCGGUUCUCCUGACUCAAGCUUUUGAAAAAGAUG
Molecule: messenger RNA, 2861 nt
Organism: Cuscuta europaea
Lineage: Eukaryota; Viridiplantae; Streptophyta; Magnoliopsida; Solanales; Convolvulaceae
Source: the annotation of a GenBank genome assembly